Molecule: messenger RNA, 1516 nt
Organism: Cornus florida
Lineage: Eukaryota; Viridiplantae; Streptophyta; Magnoliopsida; Cornales; Cornaceae
Product: F-box protein CPR1-like
Exons: 2
Coding region: 60-1232 (390 amino acids)
Molecular function (GO): protein binding
Source: RefSeq, a predicted model, not a curated record
UUUAAGAACCCCUUGUUAAAGCUCUAAUCCUUUUGAGGAGAAAAGUGAGGAAGUCAGCCAUGGAAAGUUUAACCAAACCCUCACAAACAACUGAAUCGCAGAGACUUCCGGACGAUAUCUUAUUCGACAUACUCUCAAGACUCCCCGUUCAGAAUCUUAUGCAAUACAGAUGCGUAUGCAAAUCAUGGCAAUCUAUGAUCUCCGAUCCCCAAUUCAUCAAAACCCACCUCCACCGAUCAACCCAAUCCCUCGACACCCAAAGACUCAUGGUCACACAUCCCUCCAAUGACCACUUUAUCUCCCUUGACUGCAAAUCUCUUCAUGAAUCGAAAAGGGUCGAUUCGCCUUGGAAGACCUCGUACUCCUAUGCCAAGGUAUUGUGUACUUGCGAUGGUUUGAUUCUAUUGUGUUUCAAUUACAAAGCCUUUAUGUCGCCCAAUAGAAACAGGGACAAUGAAUUUGUUUUAUGGAAUCCGACUAUUAGAAAGCAUGUGAUGUUUUCGUGCCCUUAUAAUUAUAUAAAUUCUGGUUCUAGCAUGCUUUAUGGACUUUGUUUUGAUUCAUCCACGAAUGGUUAUAAAGUGAUUAUGUUGUCGGAAAGUUUUGGAGUUUAUGUAUGUGUCUUUGAUUUGAAAACCCUUUGCUGGAAAGAGAUAAGGGAGUCUUCUUUUUCAAUUUCGUGCCGUGAGAAUGGGGUUCUUGUGAAUGGAGCUCUGCAUUGGAUUAUGACUUCUAAAAAGUGUAAUUCCUCUGUGAUUGUUUAUUUUGACUUGGUGGAGGAAAAGUUUAAGGAGGUGCCGAAACCGGAUUUUGGGGGUAAAAAUGUUGAGUUUGGUUUGGUUGGUUUGAGAGGAUGGCUUUGUGUGUAUGGAUGGAUGGAUACUACACAGGUUGAUGUAUGGGCAAUGAAAGAAUAUGGGAAGAAGGAAUCAUGGACUAAAUGGAUUACCAUUUCAGCUAAAAGAGGAAGCACCUUUUUAUGCUACUUGAAGCCUUUGUGUUUGAGGAACACAGGUGAAGUUUUGGUGGAAAUUGGCAACAGGGAACUAGCAGUGUACGAUCCAAAAGAAUGUACAUUUAAGAUUCCAUUGUCCUUUUGGAAUGUUCAUAGUUUGACAGUGGCCACGUAUGUGGAGAGUCUAGUUUUAUUAUAUGAUGACGAUGACACUACUAAGGUGCGACACAGGAAAGUGAAUCCGAACAGAGGAUACAGGAACAGAUUGAAGAAAUAGAAUGGUUGGCUGGUUCUUCUCUUGAUUUUUCUUGGAUAAUUUGUAUAUGGGAGUUUCGGUUUGUUCACUCGUGGUUUUUGUAUAGUAAAUAACAUUUGCGGUUUUAAAAUUUUUGCUUAGUGUAGAAGUCUUCAAGGUUACAAAUGUCUGGAUUUAGCAAAAUACCUGCACUUGUUUGUUUGGUUGAAAAUGCUGCUGUUAAAAGUGGGUGGAAGAAGUUCAGGAUGUGUUUUAAUCAUAAAUUUGUUCUAACCAUUCAAUAAUAUUCAUUUGUCACUUCCCUA